Molecule: messenger RNA, 4407 nt
Organism: Corythoichthys intestinalis (scribbled pipefish)
Lineage: Eukaryota; Metazoa; Chordata; Actinopteri; Syngnathiformes; Syngnathidae
Product: vimentin A2-like
Exons: 9
Coding region: 60-1436 (458 amino acids)
Biological process (GO): intermediate filament organization
Cellular component (GO): axon; plasma membrane; intermediate filament
Molecular function (GO): structural constituent of cytoskeleton
Source: RefSeq, a predicted model, not a curated record
GAGUGGGAUGAUGCGGUUUCGUUGGGACGCGCGUGCAGCAUCAAACUCGGGACAGCAGCAUGUCUACUUACAGAUCUCCUCAUAGCUCCUAUAGGAAGAUGUUCGGCGGAGAUAGAACCACGGUGAGAAGCAGCUACUCCAGCCGCCAGUAUUCCGCGCCCAUGCGCACUACCCGGGUUCUGUCCUACGGAGCCCCGGGGGGCUCUGGCGGCAUGGUGUACGCCACCAAGACGCAGCGUUUGCGCAGUAGCAACGCGGCUAUGCCCCGGCUCGCCUCGGAGCAGCUGGACUUUUCGCUGUCCGACGCUAUCAACAGCGAAUUCAUCGCCAACCGCACCAGCGAGAAGGCGCAAAUGCAGUCACUCAACGACCGCUUCGCAAGCUACAUCGAGAAGGUGCGCUUCUUGGAGCAGCAGAAUAAGAUCCUGCUGGCCGAGCUGGAGCAGCUCCGAGGCAAGGGCACGUCGCGAGUCGGCGACCUGUACGAGGACCAGAUGCGAGAGCUCAGGCGCCAGGUGGACCAGCUGAGCAACGAGAAGGCCCGAGUGGAGGUCCACCGGGACAACCUGGCCGAUGACAUUGGGAGGCUCCGAGAUAAGUUGCAGGAUGAGAUGUCACAGAGAGAAGAGGCUGAAGCUAACCUGCAGAGCUUCCGGCAGGAUGUGGACAAUGCUGCUCUGACCAGAUUGGACCUGGAGAGGAAGGUGGAGUCCCUCCAGGAGGAAAUCGACUUCCUCAAGAAGCUACAUGAUGAGGAAAUGCUGGAGCUGCAGACCCAGAUCCACAUGCAGCAGCACGUGCAAGUGGACAUGGAAGUGGCCAAGCCGGACCUGACAGCUGCUCUGAGGGACGUACGCUUGCAGUACGAGAAUCUGGCCUCCAAGAACAUCCAGGAGUCUGAGGAUUGGUACAAGUCCAAGUUUGCAGACCUCACUGAAGCGGCCGCCCGCAACAAUGAUGCUCUGAGGCAGGCCAAGCAGGAGGCCAAUGACUACAGACGCCAGGUUCAGGCCCUCACCUGUGAAGUGGACGCCCUAAAAGGAACCAAUGAGUCGAUGGAGCGGCAGAUGCGAGAGAUGGAGGAGAACUUCUCUACUGAAAUGGCCGGCUAUCAGGAUACCAUUGCUCGCCUGGAGGACGACAUUCACAACAUGAAGGACGAGAUGGCUCGCCACCUUCGGGAGUAUCAGGAUCUCCUCAAUGUCAAGAUGGCUCUUGACAUCGAGAUCGCCACCUACAGGAAACUGCUGGAAGGAGAGGAGAGCAGAAUCUCCACCCCAAUGCCAAACUUCUCAGCUCUCAACCUGAGAGCCAUGGUGGAAUACAAACCUCAAGUGGAAACUGCAACCACCAAGAAGGUUCUCAUCAAGACCAUCGAGACCAGAGAUGGUCAGGUAAUUAACGAGUCGACCCAGAACCACGAUGACAUGGAGUAAUAAGGCCCUUGUCGAAAACAACACACACAAGCAAUACGACAAUAGUCACUGGCUCUACACUCAAAGACACACAUAGCUUCAAAAAGUGCCUUUUUCAAUGUAAUGAUUCGGUAUGCUAGUUAGUUUAAAAACACAAUGUAUCUAGCUUGCAUUUGUGUUGUUUUUUGUUGUUGUUGAAGAAACAAUAGUUAACUAUUAUAACACAACUUUUUGAUAGAUUCAAAAGUAGGGAUGGGAAUCGAAACCCGAUUCCAAUUCCGAACCGGUUCCUAGUGUUUCGAGGCCUCGACAUCACAAUGAAAAAGCCUUAACGAUCUCUUUCACGAUUCCUAAAGACACAUAUUGCGUCGUGACGUGUCUUGUUGUCCAGACGUAUCAAACUAGCAUGGCGCCAAGAACCACUCGCUCCAAAGUUUGGCUACACUUCACCAGGAAAGAGGGUGAAAAUAAAAGGUUAGGAUGGUUUAGCACAACGUGGCAGGCGUAAACAUAACAAUGACAGCACGUAGGUUCAAACGCUUGAAAGUGUGUCUUCACUUCACGAGGAAAAAUUUGAACAAAGCGACUUACAGUCAUUGCAAGGUGGAGAUAAGUGCGUCGGGAGGGAAUACGACUGUAGUGUCCUCACCAAGACGCCAAGUCUCAGUCCUGGCUUUACAGCGGGCUAAACUCCCAAAUGACAAUGCAGAAGACAUUGGUAUAAUUUGCUGACUUUAUUCAACCAUCACUUGAAGAAUGAAACUAAAAAUAGAUAUGAAACAAAUCAAUUUCAUCCCAAAUAACAAACAGGUUUGCAUCAACGUAAAUAUGCGAUGAUUAGCUGCUAAUACAAUAACAACACAAAUGGUUAGCAUACGUUCGCUAGAGUUAGCACAUCGUUCAAACCACUACACAACUGGAUUUAAGUAUUCGAUCGCGAGUGGAAACACACAACAACAACACAAAAGAUGAUACAUACAGGCGUUGCCUCGAGAUAUUUUACAAACAUUACAAACUCACUCGCUUGGAUGCAGCACUUCUUCGCGUGUAAGUGCCCUCUUCACACGAGCGCGUUCUUCUUCAUGUGAGGAAGCACAAGGGCGCCCCCACUUGAGCGUGAAAGCACCAUAAAAACUAAAUGCAUUUCAAUAUAAUGGUAAAUAAUACACUUAAACACAUGGGUCCCCAAACUACGGCCCCCGGGCCGGAUAGGGCCCGCCUCCAAAUUUGGUCCGGCCCCCUGAACAAUACCAGAGAGCAUUUUGAUUUUUUUUUUUCUCAAUAGUGUUAUUUAUUUCCUGGCCUUUUUCUGUGAGGAAGUCGGAGAGGGCUAUUUAAUUAAUAGUGUUAUUAUUAUUUAUUACUAUUAUAUUAUUAUUUUUAUUUUAUUUACUUUUGUUCCAUGAAGGUUCCAGAAAGGGUUAUUUGAUUGUGGCUUUCUGAAAAACAAAUAAUUUUUCACUAGGGUUGUUCCGAUCAUGUUUUUUUGCUCCCGAUCCGAUCCCGAUCAUUUUAGUUUGAGUAUCUGCCGAUCCCGAUAUUUCCCGAUCCGAUUGCUUUUUUUUUGGCUCCCAAUUCAAUUCCAAUCAUUCCCGAUAAUUUUUCCCGAUCAUAUACAUUUUGGCAAUGCAUUAAGAAAAAAAUGAAUAAAACUCGGACAAAUAUAUACAUUCAACAUACAGUACAUAAGAACUGUAUUUGUUAAUUAUGACAAUAAAUCCUCAAGAUGGCAUUUACAUUAUUAACAUUGUUUCUGUGAGAGGGAGCCACGGAUAGAAAGACUUGUGACUUUGUAUAUUGUGACUAAAUAUUGCCAUCUAGUGUAUUUGUUGAGCUUUCAGUAAAUGAUACUGUAGCCAUGCCCAAAUGCAGGAUGGGAAGUGGAACCAUGACUGUGCGUAGUGCUACCAAUUGAUAUAUGUUCUCUGCGUUGGGAAAUAACAUAAGGUGUUCAGAAAAAGAUCAAUUGCUACCUUGCUUCCCCACAUUGCCUCCCAUGAUAUUUCUAAUCAAAGGGAGAGGGAUUGUAAGGCUAGCCAAUUAAAAAAAGGCUCCAAAGGCUGCCAAAAUUCACUCUACUCAUUUUACGCUGCCUUUUAUCUCUCUAGAUAGGUAAAAUGGCGCCAUUACAGAUUGAGCGCGAUAAUGCGUGUGUGGGUCAUGCAGUGCAUGCAUUAAUUGCGUUAAAUAUUUUAACGUGAUACAUUUUUUUAAAAAUUUAGUAGCGCCGUUAUCGGGAUAAAUUUGAUAACCCUACCUUUAGCCUAAACUAAAGACUCUGGAUGAGUGUAACAUAUUAUGUCUGUCACGUUAAAUACAAUUAGAAAACAAUUUAAUAAAAAAAAAAAAAAUAUAUAUAUAUAUAUAUUAAAAAAAGGCAUGGCCGAUAUUUUUUUGCUGAUUCCGAUACUCUGAAAAUGACGUGAUCGGACCCGAUCGAUUGGGAUGCCGAUCGAUCGGGACAUCUCUAUUUUAUACAUUUAGGCACUCCUGCAAUCGUCACACUUUUUCUGUUACAAACUGACCCCGGCCCCUCAUCAGAGAAGGGAAAAGUUAUGUGGCCCUCACAGGAAAAAGUUUGGGGACCCUUGCUUUAACACAUAUUACAAAAGGCAGAACAACGACCUACAUGCCAAUAUAUACCAAUAUUUAUUUCUAUUAAAAAAAUGUUUCAGUAAAAUGUUACACAUUCUUGUGCAUUUGCCACUUAUUGCCACAGUUAACAUUGAGGCUUUGGGCCUCUUUUGACCUCGUUGUGAGUUUGUAAGGUUGUGACUUCUGAUUAAACAAACUCGAUGCCAAUCAAAAUGAUUGUUCUUCUUUUCCCCCAAAUUAGAAUCGAUAAGAGAAUCGAAUCGUUAAGCAAUAUCGAUAAUGGAAUCGGAAUCGUAAAAAUUGUAUCAAUUCCCAUCCCUAUUCAAAAGGCACAUGGUCAGAUGCUAAACAUGGUUACCACUGUCCUCUUUGCAGCAAUAAACUAAUGAAACUGUGA